Messenger RNA from Capsella rubella, 1024 nucleotides. Its product is annotated as high mobility group B protein 7. The record is from RefSeq and is a predicted model, not a curated record. The transcript is spliced from 8 exons. Bases 109 to 819 code for a protein of 236 amino acids. NCBI's taxonomy places the organism in Eukaryota, Viridiplantae, Streptophyta, Magnoliopsida, Brassicales, Brassicaceae.
UUCUUCUCCACCAGAGUCACUGAAACCCUUCUUCUCUCAUCGAAUCGAAUCGAAUCGACUUCUCUCACAUUUCGAUCUAACGAGACUUGAGAAAAAAAGGUAAAAGAUAUGGCUGGAGCAUCGUCGACUACAAACGCACCAAAGCCGAGGAAGAGAGUCGAAGCGGAAACUAGUAGCAACGCCUCUACUACUACCACCUUACGUCGUGCUAAAGAUGGCAGUGCUUUCGCUCGCUGUGAAGGAUGUAACAAGAAUGUUGCGGUAGCGCUUAUUAGCAUGCACAAUUGCAGCCUCGAUGCUAAGAUCAGAGUGAAUCUAGAAGCUCAAGUUGUGGAGACACAGGCUGAGGCUAAGAAGAAACCUGCAGAGAGGAAGAAGUCAGCGUCUGAUGAACCUAAGCCAAAGAGAGUUAGAAAGGCUAAGGAUGAUAAGAAGAGCUCUUCUACCUCAAACAAGCCUAAACGACCUCUUACUGCCUUCUUUAUCUUCAUGAAUGAUUUCCGUAAAACUUAUAAAGAUGAGAACCCGUCUAGUAAUGUUAAGGAUGUUGCAAAGCAUGGUGGUGAAAAGUGGAAGUCUUUGACUGAGGAAGAGAAGAAAGUUUAUCUGGAUAAAGCUGCUGAACUAAAGGCAGAAUAUAACAAGUCACUAGAGAACAAUGAUGCUGAUGAGGAAGAAGAGGAUGAGGAGAAGCAAUCUGAUGAUGCUGAGGAGAAACAAGCUGAUGAUGCUGAGGAGAAGGAAGUUGAGAGCGCAGAUGAUGACAACAAAGAUGCUGAAGGUAAAGAAGAGGAAGAAGAGAUUUUGGAUGACUACUAGACAUGUUAUGCUCGUUCUUGGGGGAUGUAGUCGAAUUGAAAUGGAAAUCUAAUCGUUGUGAUGCAUUGUAAAUUAAGCUUUUAUUAUGACGAAGUUGGUUAUCUGAAGGUAGUUGCGAGCAAGUGGGUUUUUUGUAGUCGCGGAAAUGGUAACUUCCUUUUGUUUAGACUUUAGACAAGUAAUGAAGCUUAUGUUUUUCGUUUUA